AUGGGUGAUUAUGCUGGCAGCUUGUCAGACGCGAGAAGUGAGCGGUCAUUGUCUGCAUCAGAAUGCAUAACUUCACGAGGUUUUAUUAAUAAGAUGAGUGGUGAAGGAAGCAAACCAAAUGAUCAUCGUCAAAGCCUCAGUUUAGCAAUCGGUCCUAGUGGUAUCCAAGAAGGCUCGCCUUGCAGAGAUUAUGCUAGUAAUGGUGGUGUUUUUCAGAAAAUAAUCUCCAGGAAAGAAGCACAGAAAAUAAAAAAGAUGCAACAUUUGGAAAGUCCGACCAUGGCUGCUUCAGGACCUAUUAUAAUGCGUGCAGUUGUGCCAACAGCUCCAGGCCGUGAGGUUAUGACAAUAGGACAUUACAUAAAAGAUGAUUGCGUCUAUGGCAGAAAACCAAACCGCAAAAUAAAGGGUAAAAACCAGAAGGGGCCCAGUUUGAGUAACGUGUCAAAGACUGGUUACACUGAUGGAGAGAAUGUUCCUGGUAGCAGCAGAAUGCUUCUUAUAACAAUGCACACAGGAAAACCUGGGAGUAGUAGUCAGAUGGCACUGAGUUCAACUUCUCGUCAUCAUGUCACCCUAGAGGAUAUCGAGGAAACUAGCUCUCCAGGAUGUCUUCCCAUGGAAGGAAAGCUGAAAGCUCCUGUUGGCGGUGACACCGAACGCACGGAUUCUACAGCACCAUCUUCUGAUAAAACUUCGUCACUAGGUAAUCUGGCUAAUUCUUCAUGCGUUGAUAGGGAAGAACAGGAAAAAAGUAUGGCUCCAGUUGCAGUUGAUGGUGACACCGAAGGCACAGAUUCUACAGCAACAUCUUCUGAUAAAACUUCGUCACAGCUGGGUCAUCUGGCUAAUUCUUCAUGUGUUGAUAGGGAAGAACAGAAAAAAGAUAUGGCUCCAGUUGGUGGUGACACCAAAGACACAGAUUAUACAGCACCAUCGUCUUCUGAUGAUGAUCAUCUGGCUAAUUCUUCAUGUGUUGAUAGGGAAGAACAGAAGAAAGCUAUGGCUCCAGUUGGUGGUGACACUGACACCAUACACAGAUUCCUCCAUAGCACCACCAUCUUCUGA
Molecule: messenger RNA, 1068 nt
Organism: Miscanthus lutarioriparius
Lineage: Eukaryota; Viridiplantae; Streptophyta; Magnoliopsida; Poales; Poaceae
Source: the annotation of a GenBank genome assembly